UUUGCAAAUGAUAUGUCUGAUAAGGGGUUAAUAUCCAAACUAUAUAAACAGUUCCUUCAACUCAACAUCAAAAACCAAACAAUUCAAUUGAGAAAUGGGCAAAAGAUCUGAAUAUACAGUUUCCCAAAAAAGUACACAGGUGGCUAACAGACACAUCAAAAGAUGCUCAACAUCACUAAUCAUCAAGGAAAUGCAAAUCAAAAUCACAAUGAGAUAUCACCUCACACCUGUCAGAAUAGUUAUCAUCAGAAAGUCUACAAAUAGCAAAUAUGUGGAGAAAAGCAGACCUUAGUUCACUCCUGGGGAUAAAUGGGUACAUCCACUAUGGAAAAUGAUGUGGAGGUUCCUCAAAAAAUUAAAAAUAGAACUACCAUAUGAUUCUUAGCAAUUCCACACAUGGGUAUAUAUCUGGAGAAAAUGAAAAUACUAAUUUGAAAAUGUUCAUGCACCCCAGUGUUCAUAGCAGCAGUACUUACACUAGCCAAAAUACGGAAACACUGACUGAUGAACAGAUAAAGAUGUGGUACAUAUAUACAAUGGAAUAUUACUUAGCCAUAUAAAACAAUUGAUUGACCUGAAGGGUAUUAUGUUUUUCAAGUAAGUCAUAUAGAAUAAAAUUUCACCUAUAUGUGGAAUCUAAAAAAUAAAACAAGCUAAUGAAUAUAACAAAACAGAGUCAUAGAUACAGAGAACAAACUAGUGGUUACCUGUGAAGAGAGGGUUGGAGGGAGGGGCAAGGUAGGCAAAAGGGCUUAAGAGGUGCAAACUACUAGGUAAAAAAUAAACAAGAUGCAGGGAUGUGUUGUAGAAGACAGGAAAUAUAACCGAUAUUUUAUAAUAACUUUAACUAGAGUAUGAUCUAUAAAAAAAUCAGUAUGUUGUAUACUUGAAACUAAUAGAAAAUUGUAAAUUGACUAUUCUUUAAUUUUUUUUUAAAAAAGGUAGGAGGUGGGGAUGCUGUCCUGUCUCAGCACUUUGCAGGCCUGUGGAGAGAGGCUGUGUGGGGCAGUGGUUAUCACCGUGGAUUCUAGCGCCUGCUAGCUGGGUCCAGUCCCUGCCUGCAGGUUACUCUGCCUUUUGGUGAAGUUGGUUCCUUAUCUGUGAGGGGAGUCUGGACGGUUUAUCCCCCCAAUGACUGUGACACCUCAGAGUGUUUGUUCCUUUUCAGGUGCCCAUAGACUGCCCAGGGCCCUGCCACUUCCUCCCCAAUGGUGGCAGCCCUGUUACAUGCACAGGUUGACACAGUCUAUCUUCUGUACUUCCUUGAAAAAGCUUGGGGUUGGGGCAGGCAGGAUAAUGAUUAGGGCUCUGAUUGACCAGCAGCAGGACACAGAAGGGCAAGCCACUAGCAACAGACUUGGUCUUGAGUUGUUGGCCCUGCAUUCCCUGUGUAAGGCUCAGGUAUCCUUGGAUUCAGUCUCCUUAUCUGCAAACUGGGAAUGCGCAUAGUUGUGAAGACGACAUGUGGGAGGUACAGAAGGCAUCUGUCCCAGGGGCAGUCAGGCCUUUCCCCGCUCUGAACACCAUCAGAUGCAGUCUAGAUGGUGAGCAGCUAAUCCCUUAGGCCCCACCCUUGCCAAAGUCCCUUUCAUCUCCCAAUGUUCCCUGAAAACAAUUUUCCUGCAGCCUCUGGGGUCCUGUACCUUGUUUCUCUUAGCAUCUACAAUGCCUCUUCUCCCCCACACCUAGUGCCAUCUUUGAGUCCAGUCAUCAUGCAUACCCUCCCACUGUCCCUAUUCUGUUCACUUCUUCCAACUUCUCUUCAAAUUUUCCAGUCUUUCCCUCUAUAUCUCUGGAUAUAUUUGGGAGAGUCAUAUGACCUUUUUUCCCAGCUUUUUAUUGUGCUGAUCUAUAUAUAACAUCUCAACAAGAAGCCAAGUUAGAAAGGGAAUUAUCUCAACACAGUGGAUGUAGCUUUGUCUAAUGGAGUGAAACCUAAUGAAAUCCACAAAAGGAUCAUAAAAUUCUUAAGUUUAUGUUGUCAGAGACACUGCUAUCUUGUACUGACAAGGACAGAGAAAGUACAUCAUGAAAGUUGGACCCUAAGAUUUCUACCAGCAGAAACCAACUUGAAAGAACUAUUCGGCAGAACAGACACGUGCUACUUUCUGUAAAUUGGAGAUAGUAAGUGUCCACAUCAUUAUUUUCUUCAUGAUUUUUAAGUCCCCAUUAUUUCAAGUGAAUGUAAAAUAAUAUUUUUAAGUUUUAAAGGACCUGGAGCCCCCAAGACAAGUAGAUCUCUGCACCUGCCCCCCACCCCCGGAAUCUUAAAGUUUAUAUAGCAGUCUUAACUGGGUUCAGUCAUGUAAACUGUCCAGAUGGUCUUCACCCACAUUUUACUCUCCAAUUGCCCAGGUCCAGGUCCAGGGUCAACAUUCAAUCACAUUCUCUUGAUGACCUCAUUCAACAGAAGAGGCUAAUUUAACAAGAUGAGAUUUUUGUGAACCUCGAAGUGUGAUGGAUGAUUUAGCAUUUGGGAAGGACAAGACUCAUUAGAGGCCAGUGGGUGGACCCCAUAAUGACCCAUAUGCUUGUAUAAUUCCUUCCUGUGGAGUGUGGGAAAGACCUGAGAGUAUCCACCCCAUGAUAAGUCGUGGUACCAAGUGAGUUUAAGAAAGGGAUAUUAUUCUUGGCGGACAUGACCUAAUCACAUGGAAUAGAAGUGGGGGGUGAGGGUGUGGAUAGAGGAAUGCACUGGAUUUUGAAAGCAAGUUGGACAUAUUUGGUGACACAUACAUAACCCGAACAUCAGUUUAUAUUCCUUGGCAUAUGCCAUAACUGCCCUAAUGUCUCUCCAACAAACUGAGAUUCCUGGACGGAGGGAUCCUAUGUGCUCUCUGCUUCCCCCAUCAGCCUGGGCACUCCCAGUGUUGACUGCCUUCUAUGCACCAGGACUGGGAGCUCCGGACACACAUGGAAUGCGGCUUCUCCCAGGCGAGCACACCAGGCUGUCCAGGCCAGGGGUGUGGCCGGCACAAGAAGGCGGUUUCCCAGCAGCCCCUGGGGCCCACACGCGCCGCCUGGCGGCUCAGUCAGGGCCCAGGUGCAGGAUCUGCCCGAUGGAGAUCGCGGGGCCUGGGGGCUCAGGGGCAGGCUGGUGGGGAGCCUGCACCCUGGCUGUGGUCGUGCUCUGCCUACUCUCGCUCCCGCUGGGCACCGAGGUCGCCGGGACCACCACGCAGAGAUCGACACAGCCCUCUGAAGAGAUACAGCCACAAGCAGACACACAGGCCGAGUGUGGAAUACCUGCCGUAACUGGGAAGAUCUUUGGUGGCCGAGAUGCACCUCAGAAGCGGUGGCCGUGGCAGGCCAGUGUGCUCUACAGGGGCAUGCACAUCUGUGGAGCCACCAUCGUCAGUGCCUACUGGGUGAUCUCAGCUGCCCAUUGCUUCCAAAAGUCCCAUCACCCAGAUGACUACCAGAUCCUGCUGGGGUACUAUCGCCUAAAGUCUCCUACUCAGCACAGCCUGCAGAUGUCAGUGUACCGAGUCUUUGUCCACAAUGACUUUAACAAACGCUACUUUAUGGGGAGUGACAUCACCCUGUUGCAGCUGUAUGGACCUGUGAACUUUACUGAGUACAUCCGCCCUGCUUGCCUCCCAGGACGUAACCCCCAGGUGUCCUCUAGUGCCUCCUGCUGGAUAACCGGCUGGGGAAUGGUCACCGAGACCACGAUGCUGGGUGACCCCUACACACUGCAGGAAGCACAGCUCGGUAUCAUGGACAGCCAGAUCUGUACGAUGUUUUUCCAGGGGCCACAGCCCGGCAACAAUACCUAUUCUGUACAGGACGACAUGCUGUGUGCCGGGGACCUCAUGACAGGAAAGUCCAUCUGCCGAGGAGAUUCUGGGGGUCCCUUCGUCUGCAAUCUGAAUAACGUCUGGUUUCUGAUCGGGCUGUCCAGCUGGAGCCUGCCCUGCCAGCAGCCUGUAAGCCCCAGCGUCUUCACCAGGGUCUCCUACUUCUCUGAAUGGAUCACCCAGAAGCAGAACAGCUCACCCAAUCCAGACCCUUCUUCUGUUCCUCAUCCUCCGAGUGUACCUCCUGGUGUGCCCAUCUUUCCUUCUCUGGGCAAUAUCCAUAAGCCCAGGAGUGUCCUAACACUUGUGAUCUCACAGGUCUUGGUCCUGCUGCUGAUUUCCCUCUGGACACUGCAGCUGUGACAGAUGGGGCCCUCCUGGCCUUCUCCCCAGAAGCCUGCCUAUGUUAGUACCAACAGGCUCUACUUAAAUGUGUCUAUCUCUGAGCCCUCCUGUCAUCUGAAGUCUGCUGUAGCCUGGUAAAAUAAAAAUAAUGAAAGAAGCUUCCUUCUCUUUUCUGACCCAAUAGAGCCACUUCACAUCUGUACCCCACUGUGUUUUGAGCUCCUCCCUAGGGCUGGGGUGGGGAAGGACAGGGACAGUGCCAUCUGAAACUAAUUCAUCCUGGCAGAGUCUUCUAGAAGAGCUGGCAUGGCUCAGGGCCAAAUCCUUACUUCUUUGAGGAAGUGGCAUGCCCUAGAGUCUGCAGGUCACUGAUGGCCAACGUGAUAGUCAACCUCGAGACAGAUGAUUUGCCCUGAGCUGAGGAUGGAAAAGGCCACUGAAACUGCAUGAAAGGCACAAAGAGACCUGGCCACGAGUUUCAGGUCAGCAGUCCUCAGAGCUCUGCUCUGGGGCUCAGCUCCGGGCCUCCCCCACCACCAUGCCCACAGCUCUGUCCUCUUCCAAUCUCCAGGGACCAAGUCCACCAACUCUGUGGACUUGCUGUGCCCUGAAGUGGUUGAGGUUGGGCUGACCCAGCACUGAGCCCAUAAGCCAUGUUCUGAGCUGCCCCCGACAAACAUGCCUGGGUCACAGAAUCUUAACUAGUUAGCAGAGCCCUUAGAAUAGUCUUGCAACCACAGCCCCUCGCCUGGACCCCUGAUGGUCAGAGAGUAGUCUCCAGUCAUUGCAGGUGUGCUGUGUCCAAAGUGUCAUCAGGCAUUCUGUGCAAAUUCUUUCCAAACCUGUUUUUGCCCCAAUAGCCCUGUAACCUGACCAGCAAGUGAGAACAAGUGAAGUCAUGUACACACAGUCACCAGAAUCUUGCUGCUGCUCACACAGAUAUUUCCUUCCAAGCUCAGCAGUGUCUGGAAGUAAGAAAGCCCUCCCCUGAGAGUAGGCUUAGUUAUGGGCUACAGGACAGGGAGGUGGCCCUGAGGUAGGAGUGAGCACUUGAUCAGUUCAGUACUGGAGCAUCAGCCACCCAUGGCCCAUGGAACUGCCACUUUCCUUUAACCCACAGUGACCCCACUGGCUUUCCUAGAUUUCCUUCACAUAGUAACUUCUGCUUUUGUCCACCAAUAGCAUGUUUCUGUGUGGCAUGGACGGAUAUGAUUGCUUGCUUUUCUGUGAAGUUCCCUGGGCUGCCAACUCAGUAGAUAGAAAUACAUUUCCCAAAUACUCUGCAGAUCUAACAAAUCAGAGCUCUAACUCCAGCUCACCUCUUUAUUAACUGGAAUCAGCUUAAAGGCCUAGUAUCAUUAUCCAGGUUUAGUCUCUUUUUAAAGAUCUGGACACAAGGCCUAGCCUGGAUAAGUAACCUGUCUGAGGUCCAUAUGGUCAAUAGUGGAAUAGGAAUUCCAGCCCAGACAUCUCUGGAGUGCUCAAAACCUCUCUUCUCCUCUCUAGAGCAGACCCCUCAAAUACUCCCCAGGCUCUGCCUGACUCCCUUUCUCAGGACUAACCUGUCCCAAAUGUGGCCCAGAAUUACCUCUCGUCAGUGUCAAGCAGAGAUCCCAAAUAACAAGAUCAAGGUGAGAGUGCAGAGCAGAUCUGCAGGUUCAGUGUGUCUGGGGCUGGGGGACAGGCUGGGAGUGCCAUCUGCAGUGGGUUUCACCAGACCUGCUGUUGGGAGUUCCCCAUAGGCUGCUGGCUCCCACUCCAGAAUCAACACUGGAUGAACUUGGGAGGUGACAAGAAAAUAUAGAUUUCAGAAACCAAAAUCAGUAAGAAAACCCAGAGAACCUAGAGUGGUCUGUAGCUAGGGAAAGAAGGGAGGGCAGUGAGAUGGUGGGCUUGAAGAAGUCUUUUACAUGUCUUACUCUUCCCUUUUCCCACGCUACAUCCUCAUUAUAGAUGAUGCCUAAUCCUUCUCUGGUGUGAGUGUAUUAGGGUGGCUGUGGCAACUGGUGUGUAGGUCCCACCAGCUACCUUCGAGUAUUUGUCCUCCAUCCCCCUGAUUUUACCCCCAAGGGCAGAGGGAUUGCUAUUAGGGAGACUUGAUCCUUCCUUCCUCUGUGAUUUCUUCUAAGGCUUUAAAGUCGUAACCCAACUAAAGGAGCUAUCCAAUGGGGUCAGUAUGAAAGAGAGGUUAAGAGGGGCCCUUUGUGCCUGAAGCCCUCUGCUCUGGGAACAGUCUCCCUUCUUCUUGAAACCCCCCUCCCCAGGACCUUGGCCCCUCUCUGAUGCACUGUACCAAAUAGAACUACAGAGUAUCUGCUAACCAUGGCAACAUGAGCACACAUACCCACAUAACUACACACUGGUGUGACUGUCACAUGAGAAAUACAACAGACUACAGGUUACGGAUGAUAUGAAAUGAAGUUGUUGGAAAAGACAGUUCAAAAAAUUUAAUAAGCAUGAUAAAUAAUAAAUAUCCUUAUGGAUAUAGGAAAAUAUUAUUAGCAAUAAGUCAUAAGACAAACAAAUGAAAAGAAACAAGUCAAAAUAUUACAUAGAAAUCAUAUAGUAAUUGAAUUAAGGAGUGAAUCAUAGAUAGGAUAAUGAGAGAGGAAUGCAUACAUUAACUUGUAUGAAGAUUACAAUGUAGGGAUUUUGGAGCUAUCACAAAUCUGUGUUCCAAACAAACAAAAAAACUCUACACCUAAAGAUAAGAAGGAGCCACAAAGAGAUGGUACAAGGAGUGUUUUGUAAUAUAAUCAAAUCCCUUACUCUCUGGGUGGGCAACCCACAAACUGGAAAACAAUCAUAUUGCAGAGGUUCUCCCACAAAGUGAGAGUUCUAAGCCCCAUAUCAGGUUCCCCAGCCUGGGGGUCCACAUCAGAAGGAGAAACCCCCAGAGCAUUUGGCUUUGAAGACCAGCAGGGCUUGAGCAUUGGAGUACCACAGUAAUUGGGGAAACAGAGAAUCCAUUCUUGGAGGGCACAUACAAGUUUCCAUGUGCAUAAAGACCUAGGGGAAAGCAAUGAAGCCACAGGAGUCUGGGCCAGACCUCCCUGCAGGUCUUGGAGGGCCUUCUGGGGAGGCAAGGGUUGGCUGUGGUUCACUGUGGGGGCAAGGACACUAGUGGCAGAGGCCCCAAGGACUGUUGAUUAACAUGAACUCUACCAGAGGUUACCAUUUUGGAACCAAGACCUGGCCCCACCCAAAAGACCCAUAGGCUCCAGGACUGAGCCACCUCAGGCCAAAAAACCAACAGAGUGGAAACAAAGUCCCACC
This is a messenger RNA of Sus scrofa (pig), 7421 nucleotides long. It is a transcript of the gene PRSS40, whose product is annotated as serine protease 40. The record is from RefSeq and is a predicted model, not a curated record. Gene Ontology annotation, biological process: proteolysis. NCBI's taxonomy places the organism in Eukaryota, Metazoa, Chordata, Mammalia, Artiodactyla, Suidae. Gene Ontology annotation, molecular function: serine-type endopeptidase activity.